Messenger RNA from Adineta ricciae, 921 nucleotides. NCBI's taxonomy places the organism in Eukaryota, Metazoa, Rotifera, Eurotatoria, Adinetida, Adinetidae. The record is from the annotation of a GenBank genome assembly.
AUGACUCUACUUCAGGAUGCUCAACAAUUAUCAUUGUAUGGUGGUAUCGUCUUACUUGUAUUCGGUAUAAUUGGUAAUGGAAUUAAUAUUCUAGUCUUUACUAAAGUGCGUAUUUAUCGAAUCAAUCCCUGUACAUUCUAUUUUCUCAUGGGUUCAAUUGACAAUCUCUUCUACGUUUGUCUUAAUCUUCCCAUUCGUAUUCUGAUUGUUUCUUUUCAAAUUGAUAUUAUUGGAUCAUCCGAUGUAUGGUGUAAAAUACGAAACUUUCUUCUAACUGUUCCUAGUCUUAUUUCCAUCACCUUUUCAUGUUUAGCAAUCAUCGAUCAGUUUUUAGUCACAUCAAAAAGUGCCUUUCUUCGACGUUAUAGUCAAAUUAAAUGGGCACAUCGUAUAUCAAUUCUGGUGAUCAUUUUCUGGUGUGUUUAUUGUAUUCAUAUAUUCUUCGUAGUUCGAAUUGUACCCAGUACGAAGGUUUGCACAAGUGACAAUCCAAGUUAUCUUGUCUAUUCAGUAGUGUAUCUACUUGCGAUCAUUUGUGGAAUACCCGUUAGCAUCAUGACUUUGUUUGGACUCCUGACAUAUCGUAAUAUUCGAGAGACAAUAGCUCUUGCCGAGUUACACUACGAUCGUCAGAUGAUACGAAUGACGUUUAUUCACGCCGUGCUUGUUGCUGUUAGUUUAAUACCGUUUGGAAUUAAUAAUGCGUAUAGUUUAAUUACAGCUGGAACAGUGAAAAAUCUGAAUCGACAGAUGAUAGAAUAUCUUGUUAGUACAAUUACGACUUUGGGUACAUAUCUAUACUAUGUGGGAAGCUGUUAUACGUUCUUAUUAACAUCGAAUCGAUUUCGUCAACGGGCCAGAAAAGAAUUAUUCAAUUGGAGUCACAAAAAUAGAAUAGAACCUUGUCAAGUUUUGUCUUGA